AUGCAAACAUCACGCAACAACGCUUUCAAACAAUGUAAAGCGUUGGACAAGUACUACAAUGCGCUAGAAGUGUCUCGGCUGACGGACGCUGCAGCGAUUUUCAAGCUCACCCGACCAGAACUGCAACUCGCCACAGGAUUCACGGAUGCCGAAGCAGACGAGGUGACCAAAAUCGUCUGCCAGCUUGCGUUAACCGAUUCAAGCGGUCAGAAAUGUAGCCCUUUCACGUCGCUAUACGAUCUCGACAGCGGUCAAUCUACACUGUCUUUCGGAUGUCCGAUUCUCGAUAGGUUUCUGGGUGGCGGGCUACCGACGCGCGGUGUAACCGAGCUGAGCGGCGAGAGCGGCAGUGGAAAAACCCAGUUCUGCUUGCAGCUAUCGCUGAUGGCCCAGCGGUCGUUGGGCGACGGCAUGCCAAUUUACGUCGUGUACAUCUGCACCGAAGAUAGGUUUCCAGAUCGAAGACUUCGCCAGAUGCAGCGAGAGCUGGGACCUGCCGGAAGGUCGCUGUCCGACAACGUGUUGGUGUCGCACGUCGGAGAGCUCGCCAUGCUGAUGACUUGUCUGGAAACUACGCUUCCAUCGCUUCGACGAACUAAGCGAGUCGGUCUCCUUGUCUUGGACUCGGUGGCCGCCCUGUUUCGUUCCGAGUACGAACAGGACCAAGGGAUACAACGGGCCGCCGAUCUGCGGAAACUGGGGACUGUUUUGGAUCGUAUCUGGCGGUCCGGAGUCGCGGUGCUCUGCGUGAAUCAGGUGACGGAUUUGAUCUCUUCGGAUCAUCCGAUGUUUCCUGUGACUGGGGCUUCCUGCGUGCCAAGCCUGGGCCUGACGUGGGGCAACGUCGUGACGACUAGGUUGUUCGUGUCCAAGACCGCGCUUACGUACGCGGGCGCGAGAAACUCGGCCGAACCUGAGGUGAACGUUCGAAGGUUGCAGGUGGUGUGUUCUCCGAGCUUACCUCAUCGUCCCGAGGGGUGUUUGUACGUCGUGACUCAGCGCGGCGUACAAGGCAUUGAAGUCGGCGAUCCUCGGGUUGUAACCCUGUUGACGUUGGAGCAGUGAAAUUCGGCAUGCAACAAAGCAAAGUCGCUGGGGCCGAAGGUGUGUCGUCUUCUAUUUGGGGGAUUUCCAGUGGGUCUGACGUAUCGUCUGCUACUGCUGGUGCCGCCAACUUUGCCUGCUUUUGGACUUGUUUUUGUGUUGCGUUUCCACAGAUCUCACGUUGUUGACUGCGGUCCAAUGUAUUAACAUUAUUCGUUCAUGUCUUGCGAUGCGAGCAAUGCCGUUUAAUCAUAAAAUAUUGACUAGUUACUCUUCAAAGUAAUACAGGAUGUCGGGGUGUGGUCGAAACCAUUGGCGUGACGCUUUCCACUGCCUUAAAAAGAACAGUUGCCGUUGGUGUGGCCCAAAACAGUCACCGAAUGCGCCAGGUUAAUUAAAUUUAACGUACAGCAACUCCAGUCGCUCCAGA
Messenger RNA from Ixodes scapularis (black-legged tick), 1474 nucleotides. Its product is annotated as DNA repair protein XRCC3. Gene Ontology annotation, molecular function: ATP binding; ATP-dependent DNA damage sensor activity; four-way junction DNA binding. Lineage: Eukaryota; Metazoa; Arthropoda; Arachnida; Ixodida; Ixodidae. The transcript has a single exon. Gene Ontology annotation, biological process: resolution of mitotic recombination intermediates; double-strand break repair via synthesis-dependent strand annealing; t-circle formation. The record is from RefSeq and is a predicted model, not a curated record. Bases 1 to 1065 code for a protein of 354 amino acids. Gene Ontology annotation, cellular component: Rad51C-XRCC3 complex; replication fork.